This is a messenger RNA of Camellia sinensis, 3234 nucleotides long. Lineage: Eukaryota; Viridiplantae; Streptophyta; Magnoliopsida; Ericales; Theaceae. The record is from RefSeq and is a predicted model, not a curated record.
AUGACAGAAAUUGUUGAAAAUUGUUGUGCCACAGGGGCCCUGUCUCGUGCAUCCACACAAGGACCCCUUGACUCAGAAGAAGAAGAUGACAUGUUAAAUAAAUUUUGGAACGCUGAUGCUGGUGGGAGUAGCGCUGCUGAGGCCAUUCCUGUUGACUUAUUCGGGGAUGAGUAUAUGGAUCCAGCAAAGGGCAAAAGUCACAAGAGGGGCCCUGCAACCAGCCAGACUGACAGUGGUUGUUCCAAAAAGUCACGAUCAAGUGGGUUUGAUGAUGUGUGCGCAGCUUUCGCAUCCUAUGUACAAGCCAAAACAGGACAUUCACGUGCACGAGAAAAUGAGACUGAGGCUGUAAGUGCAGGUGGUGAUGAUUAUUCCCUUGAUGUAUGUCAAGAUGCAUUGCUUGAGCUUUGGGACAUACCACCGUUGCAGUACGUUAGGGCACUAACAUUGUUCAAGGAUAAGGAAUGGCGAAGACAAAGGCAUAUGUCAUCCGACAGAGAAAACAAUACAAUGGAGCUCUCAUCAGAGGAGGAUGAAGUUGUUGAUGAUUUUGUGGAUUUUUUGAUGAUUGCUUUAAUGCAUGACCAUAUCAACACGUCAAGUAGCGCUCACGACAACGCUAUUCUGGUUGACUCUAUUACACGAGCUGAUCUACAGUUCCCACACCCAUCCAAUGGUAAGUACUAUUUAGUUGAUGCUGGUUUCACGAACAUGCCUGGAUUUCUUGCCCCAUUUCGGUCUCAACGGUAUCACUUGCAAGAGUUUCGUGGCCAUCAAAGAACAUUUGGUGUUUUGAAGAAGCGCUUCCCAAUAUUGCGGUCCAUGCCAAAUUACAAGUCUACACGACAAGGGCCUCUCGUGAUUGCAUGUUGUGUAGUGCACAAUUGGAUCCGUUUGCAUGCAGCUAUGGAUCCAUUCUUUAUGGAAGCUGAUAAUGAAAUGGCCGUAGAAGUAGAAGUAGACGGGCUUGUUGGAGACCAUGCUGACUACGUUGACAUGUCACAACAUGGGUUAACGUCCCAAUCGAACGUUAGGGAUGCAAUUGCUACUGCUAUGUGGCAAAAUCAUAAGACGACAAUCCCCGUCGAGAACAUAAAGAGGAAGAAGAAAAGAAGUGAUUGUAAUCAGAGGAGGAAGGAGGAAGAGCAACAAAGAAGUCACAAUAAUGACUUGCAGGUAAAUGCGACUUCUCCCGACUUUCAGACAGUUGUUAAAGAAGAAGAAGACAUGGAAAACAAGGCAAAACCUAUAUCCUCAUUUGAAUUAAAGAAUGUUAUCUUAGCUUUUAAGAAAGGGGGAUGCAAGAGAAAGAGAAAGAGGAAGAGGAAGAGUAAGAUGAGCAAAGAAAAGGAAGAGGAACCGAAAAUAAGUUCAACUUCUCCCCACUUUCAUAGAAUUGUUCAAGAAGAAGGCAGACAUUUUGAUGAGCUUAUUGUCUACUCAAUUAAUUCAAAUAUAGAUGUAAAAGCAUUCACUGAAUCCAAUGAGACUAACGGGCAUCUACAACUAGGCAGUUCAGCUGUGUUUUCAGCAGAGAUUAGUGCAGAGAGGAAUUACACUCGUAACGAGGGAACAAAAAGGGAGGGCGACUCAACUUCCUCUCACUUUCAGCUAGUUGUUAAAGAAGAAACGAAAGGGGUGGAUGGACCUGUUGUCUCCUCAAUUAAUUUAAAUACAAAUCCAGGAACAUUUACUGUACCCACCACGACUUGUGGAAAACUAGCCAGUGAGGCUGUGUUUAGAGUGGAGAUUGAUGAGAGUCAUCGCAAUGGCAGUGGCAGUGGCAGUGGCAGUGGCAAUGGCCAGAGGAGAAAGAACAGAAAGGAGGGCAAACAUCACGAGAAAACUUCAAAUGAGUGCAGUGAUGGAGAAAGGGGGAUGAUAUCUGGUUCCUCUAUUAAAGUGGAACUUACUUCUCCCAUUAUUGCCAUUAACAGUAACCAAAAUGAAGUCAGUGGGGCUGUGCAUUUGUUUGACCAUAAUGAGGAAGAUGUCAAGAAGAAGAGGGGAAUGGAUGAUGGCUGUUGCUCUAAGGACUUGAAUUCCGAGAUAGUGUCUCCAUAUCCCCCAAAGGGAGUGGAAAAAGUGAUAAAUGUGUUGGAGAAGACUAGGCAAUCCAGUUUUUUGAUUAAGGGCAAGGUUAAUACCCUUAAACCAGUUAAUAAUGGUGAAGACAUUGUAGUCAAUAGACCUCGGAUUGAGGAUGUGUUAUCACAAUUUAUAUACAAGGGUAGCUUUCAGCAAAAUGGUCAGGACAAUAACUGUGUUAAAUCACCGGUUCUCCAUCCUCAUAGUGAGAAGGUUACAAUUAAAGAAAAUGGGGAUGUAGAAGACAAUAAACAGAAGAGAACGGAAUCCUCAUUUGUUGCUAAGAAGAAGAUCGACCCAUUCAGUUCCACUAAUAUGAAGGGAGGGGAGGAAAAUUUGAAUGAGACAGUAAGUGAAAAGAUCUUAUCCAAAAAAAUAAGAAAGGAUGAAAAAGGUAAGAAGAAAGCACAUGAAAAAGUUCGGGUGGUUUCUAGUUACUUCAAUACUUCGACAGGGAAACAAGUGAUGCCAGACGAGGAAAAACAUCUAAAAAUCAAAUUUCCCAAACAAUGCAUGAAGAAAUGUCCCACAGAAGUGCGGAUUUCCCACUACUUUCACAAUGUAUCACCAAUGGAAGAAGAGAAUGCAAUUUCUGAUUCAUCGGAAAGUCGAACUGAAUGCAUAGUACUGCCCAAGAAAGCCCAAAGAGCAACAUUGGUUAAACUUGUUCUUUCUGCUGCUCAGAAUCGAGGUCAGGCUUACAAAAGAAGAACUCCAGAUAACACAUGGAAGCCUCCACGCUCUCCUUUCAGUCUCCUCCAAGAGGAUCAUGCCCAUGAUCUUUGGAGGGUCUUGGUCAUAUGUAUGCUUCUUAAUCGGACAACUGGUGUGCAGACAAGGCAAGUUAUAUCAGAGCUAUUCUGUUUGUGUCCAAAUGCGAAGACUGCUUUGGAGGUUGCCACAAAGGAGAUAGAAGUGAUACAAACUCUGGGUUUGCAAAGGAAGCGGUCAGUGAUGAUUCAUUGCUUCUCUCAAGAAUAUUUGGGAGAAUGCUGGACUCAUGUGACUCAGCUGCAUGACGUUGGCAAGUAUGCAGCUAAUGCAUAUACAAUAUUUUGCACAGGGAAGUGGGACCGUGUGAGGCCCACAGAUCGCAUGCUAAAUAAGUACUGGUCAUUUCUCUGCAGCAAUAGAGCAACUAUAUGA